Molecule: messenger RNA, 772 nt
Organism: Diversispora eburnea
Lineage: Eukaryota; Fungi; Glomeromycota; Glomeromycetes; Diversisporales; Diversisporaceae
Source: the annotation of a GenBank genome assembly
AUGUCCACAAUAGAGUGGGACUUUUCAAAUACUUUACCUUUACCUUAUCGAGUGCUUAUUGUCUCUGUUAUUGGAGUAUGGGCCUGGGGUUUAAAUCUACAAAUACUUUCAUCACAAUUUAUAGACGUAAACUUUUUACUUUCUUCACCUCAAGAAAAGAAAUAUAUUCCUGCGCAUAGACCUGUUUAUACUUUAGCUUUAAUUUUGACAGAUAUUAUGACAAGUUUUGCUAAAGUAUGGGGAGAUUUAUAUGUUACAGGAUGCAUUUUAUUAUUCUUUGAUAUUAACCAAGAAGGAAUUUCAAGGAAUCGAUGUUAUGGUGAUGUAAUUGCUCCAUUAUUUACAAGGUUUAAACAGUGUAUAAUAUGUUAUUUCACAUCUAAAAAUACAAGUCGAAAUCAUUUAUUUAAUGCGCUUAAAUAUGCAUCAGCAUUUCCAGUAAUAUUAUUUUCAGUUAUGCAAAAAUGGUAUAAAGAAGAAGAAGAGACAACAUUUUUUAUAAAUUCAUCAACGUUAAUAUUUAAAUUAUGGAUUAUAUCAGUUGCAAUUAAUUCAUUUUAUUCAUUUUAUUGGGACGUUGCAAAAGAUUGGAAACUUGAAUUUUUUAAUUCAAUUACAACGAAAUAUUAUUUCAUUCCAAAAGGUGGAGUAUUUUUAAUGGAAUGUUUAGAAGUUGUUCGUCGUUGGUUAUGGUUAUUUUUUAGAAUGGAAAGUGAAUUUAUUGAAAAUUUUGAUAAAAAAAAUUAUGGUUUAAUUAAUAAUGCAAAAACUA